Didymodactylos carnosus is the source of this 2119-nucleotide messenger RNA. Lineage: Eukaryota; Metazoa; Rotifera; Eurotatoria; Philodinida; Philodinidae. The record is from the annotation of a GenBank genome assembly.
UGAGACCCUCCAUGUACCGUAUUUCAUGCCAAAGUAAUACCGUAUAAAAGCGCGUAAAUUAAUGAUUUUUUUUGUCACAUUUACGCCUAAAUUUUUCGUAGGGUUCGUAUAGUGCAACUAGUUGCCAUUUUAAUCAACGGUAAAGUGGUCUAAUGGGGGUUUCGAUUGAUAAUUCGAUCGACGAAAGUUCUGCUCAGCUUUGUUAAUAAGUUCCUUUACCAACUGUAUACCUUCUUGCUGGUUCGCCACUUUCGGGUUACACACAAUUCUUAAUGGUGAAAAUCUAUCCUCACGUCAGUUGCAAAACGCAGCGCCUGAUUAGUCAUAUAUAUUUGUUGCUGUUGUUGAUCGUUUAUGUUUCUACCGUCUUGAUUUCGAUUGUCUGAUAUUUGCCCGUUUUGUAUUGACACUGUAGUACGUUGAUUGAGUGACUUUUUUGUGUUUUUCUAUUCGAAUUAUUCCAUUACCGAGUUCGAAUCGUUUGAUUAUUAUCGUCUUGAUGACGGUGUUUAACGUUGUUCAGUUCGUUUUGAAGAUUGCGGUAAGUCCGCUUAACAUUCCAACCUUCUUGAUAUUGCCGUACUGAGGAGUCGUUUUCGAAAUUUUCGUUUGCCGGCGAUCGAGUUUUCGUUUUAGCCGAAUAGCUCUCCUCUGGAUGAUCCGAAUAACUUGUCGCACCCCUUACCGUCUUAUUCCGUUGAGGAGUAGACAUUUCGUUAUAUCUUUGAUAUUCCAAACUCUGCAUGUAUGUCAUAAAUUGUUUUAAUCACAAAUCAAUAUAGUUAAUUAUAUUAAGUCCAUUUAACAAUUGUAAAGUAAAGAUUUCACAAAGACACGUAUAAAUAUACGUAUAAACGUAUAUGUACAAUACGAGGAGAAUGUACAAAUAUCCACUCUCACGUGUAAAACAUGAAGUGUGAAUGGCGAAUUUUAUAUUUUUUCUUUUACCUUAUCAAACUUGCCAGAAAAUCUUUUUUGACCUUACUCUGGCUUUUAAAACUACACCCCCCCUGCUUUAACUUCUUCGCGCCGCUACCGGACAUAGAUUGAAGUAAUAUAGAUCAGGCUCAUAUUCACACCAGAUAUUAUAUAUAUAUAGACUAAUCUAAAGUUAAAAGGAAAAGUUUUAACAUUGCUUCAUUCUAUGGGUUAUAUGAUGUAUAUGUAUGCUUAUUCUAUAAACAAAGUUACUUUGUCUACAGAAAUCAAAAUCUGAAAAAAAAAUUGUGAUCGUUAGAUGGGAGAGUGAUUGAUUGUCAUAUAAAAUAAUGGUAUAAUCAAACAAAUUUCUAGAAAGUUUCGCCAUAAACAACGAUUUUCCAUUUUUAGAACAAAUGAGAAGAAAGAAGGCGACGUAUUUAUAGAGCAGACAACUUCUCCAUUAUUACAUGACGAUGAGAAAAUCAUCAUGGAUUCAAAUAGAAAUUCGCAUGAUAUACGAUCGAGAAAAGAUUCAUUAAUAUCUUUAAAAUCAAGACAAUCAAUCAAAGAGGAGGAUGCCGUGAGACCAUUGUAUAAAGAAGAUGUUUUGUAUCAAGGUGACGUUCAAAUGUUGCCCGAAUAUCAAUCCCAACCCGAUAUUCCUACAUACAUACAAAUAACAACAGAUAUUCCAGACACAUCAGCAGAUUAUCAUUCAUCAAGAAUGAAAUCAUUUUGGGAUGUGUUUUUAAGAAUGACAAAUAUUCACGUAUUAAAAGAUCCAAAAAUGUUAAUUAUUUGUUUAGCAAAUGUUUGUUCAAUGAUUGGUUAUUAUACACCUUAUUUAUUUACAACAAAACUUGCUUAUCAACUUGGAAUAUCGGAAUAUCGAGCAGUAUUUCUCAUUUCUGUGAUUGCAUUUCAUAUAUCAUUGAGUCCAGUAAUUGUCUGUCAAUUAGUUGGUCUUGAAUUUUAUUCAAGUGCAUUGGGUUUAACACUCAUGUUUCGCGGUAUAACAUCAUUGACAGCACCACCAGUGAUGGGCGCAAUUCGUGAUAUAACAAAUAGCUACAAUAUUCCAUUUGUCAUUGGAGGUCUGGCUUUUAUAUUCAGUGCCCUGAUGCACUUUUCACUGCCAUUUGUUAAUAGAAAACCUACAGAAGGCGUGACAAUAAGAAAAGCAACGACUGCAAAUUGA